This is a messenger RNA of Xyrauchen texanus (razorback sucker), 2679 nucleotides long. It is a transcript of the gene rnf41l, whose product is annotated as ring finger protein 41, like. The record is from RefSeq and is a predicted model, not a curated record. Gene Ontology annotation, cellular component: plasma membrane signaling receptor complex. Gene Ontology annotation, biological process: protein K63-linked ubiquitination; tumor necrosis factor-mediated signaling pathway; regulation of canonical NF-kappaB signal transduction. The transcript is spliced from 6 exons. The coding region runs from base 957 to 1832 and encodes 291 amino acids. NCBI's taxonomy places the organism in Eukaryota, Metazoa, Chordata, Actinopteri, Cypriniformes, Catostomidae. Gene Ontology annotation, molecular function: zinc ion binding.
UUAGGGUGAGUACAUUUUUUUUUUUUUUGUGGCAUAAUGUUGAUUACCACAAAAAAUUAUUAUGACUUCUUCCUCCUUUUCUUUAAAAAGCAAAAAAAACAAGGUUACAGUGAUUCACUUACAAAGGAAGUGAAUGGGGCCAGUUUUUGGAGGGUUUAAAGUAAAAAAAAUGAAUUUAUAAUUUUAAAAUUAUAAAAUGAAUUUAUAAUUUCAUGAAAGCACUUACAUGAACUCUUCUGUUAAACCUCAUGUAUUAUUUGGGCUGUACAUUUCUUUAAAUCAUCAUUUUUACAGUCAUUUUACGGUUUAUUGACAUUACAUCGUCAUGGCAACGAAGUUGUGAAAUUGGCUAUAACUAUACUCAGAAUUUUAUGUUAAGAAAAUGAUGUUUACAUGUAUAUUGUUUAUGACUUGUAGCUAUGAUUUUGAAACAGUGAGUAUUAAAAAAUUGCCCCCCCCAUGCACUUUCACUUUUGCAUUUUUAAAGGAAAGGAGGGAUGAGUCAAAAAUUAUUUUCGUGGAUUAUUAUUGAACCCGGAAUAUUCCUUUAAUGGUCUAUUUUUUGCAUUUGUGUGCUACUAUGUAUUCAAUCACAGCAAUGAAAACGUGUUUCCCAAAGGGCCUCGCUAAGGGGUUUCAGAAGGUGUGUCCUGUGUUCUUGCAAAUUUGUUAGACAUUACAUUGUCUCUGGUAUAGGUAAGUGUUGCACUGCUAUGGUGCCUCAUAAAUUACAUUUCACACAAUUUCUCUGUCUUUUCUGAGCAUAAAUAAAGAUGCCAAGCUCACCUCAGCUCCCAGAGCCCCCUCCCUAGUGAAUUUCAAUCAUUCUUAACCACACCCACUCAUGUUUCUGUCCAACAGCUGCCAUCUGGCUGUCUCUACGGCAACUGACUAGACCACCUUCAACACCUGCACCUGAGGGAAAGAGAGAAAGAUCAGCGACUCUCAGGUAAAGAAUGGGCUAUGAUCUGGAACGCUUUGUGGGUUAUGUUAAUGAGGGUCUGCUGUGCUGCGUUUGUCGGGAUGUGUUGGAGGAUCCUUUGCAGGCUCCAUGUGAGCAUGCCUUUUGCAGCUCCUGCAUUCAUGGAUGGCUCAUCCACCAUAAUAAUUGUCCAGAGGACCGCUUACCUUUAGACAUCACACAUCUACGCCCAUUAUUCAGAUACAUGAGGAAUGAUUUAGCAAGGCUGCAGAUGAGGUGCUUGUUUCGGCCACAAGGUUGUGAGGUUAUAUGUGCUCUGGAGUCUAUUCAUAGGCAUGAGCAACAGUGCGACUAUGCUCUACUGAAUUGCAGUAAUGCAGGCUGCCCUCUUCAGGUGUCACGACGCUCUCUGGAAGCUCACCUGUGUGUCUGUGAGUACAGCAGUAGGGUUUGUGCAAGUGGCUGUGGAUACACAAUACUAAACACAGAGGAAGCCCGACAUAACUGUGUAUCUGAGCUCCGAGCCGAGUUGGACAUGCUCAGGGCAGAGUUAGACUGUAAGGUUGAAGAGGUGAGGCAUGAAAUGGAAUCUCGCUUGGAUUCCCAACGACGACAUAUGGUGCAGAAGGAGAGUUUGCUGAGGAGUGAGGUGGAUGAACUUAAGGGCCAGCUGUCCCGUGUGAUGUCAGAUGUCCGUGUUCUCCUGGGUGCAGAGAGGGGACGCAGACAAGAGUUGGAGAGGCUGGAGCUUGAGAAGGCAGAGCUUCUUGAACUGUUAAAGGAGGGGCUUAGACCAGCCACUCCCUCUGCACCAGCAACGACACCUGCUGAGGGGCCAAAAAAGUCAAGCCCCCGCAGCCUGGCUUUGGAUUGCAUCAAGAGGAAGAAUAGAGAGUUGACUGUUAUUUGAGGACACUGCUUUUUAUGAGAAUCAGGGAGAAAAAUAAGGAAGAAAGAACAUGCUAAUAAACAACACUACCUUUAAUAUUCACAUCUCCUCACUAUUAAAGGUGCAAACAUAAUUGUUUCAUCAUUGAAAAAAGACUUACCCUAAAGAAAUGAAGAGAACUUUUACUUUUGACAAAAAUAUGUUUAAUAAUAUAUGUUGACAUGAGGACUCCAGUCCAGUCAUUGCAGUAGGCUUGCAAAAUCAGUUUUAUUUGACGUGGGCCAUCCAGUUGAGAUCCCGUUUCAAGCUGAAUACUGCUCACUUGAUCUCACUUUUUAUACCCCUGUUAUUGGACAAUUUUGCUCAUGGAAUAAAUUAAUCAUGGCUGACUGAGGAUAUUGCGUUUCUGCAAUAGCAUUGGUAACUCUUGCUUGAUGCUGCAUCCAUGCUGCAAGGCUUCCAUGCAAUCCAAGAAGUCUGUCAUAUCAGCCAGCACAAAAUAAGCAAAAAAUUGUUGAAAGCAUCUUUAAGAAACCCUAUUGUUGUAACAAGUCCAAUGAGGAGGAGUAGGUGCAUACUGGACGAACCAAAUUGUGUAGGAAAAGAGUUUGACAUUUGUUACAUUUGAACAAUCCACAGUUAGUAUAUUAAUAUAAUUUUGUUUUAGAUUUUGAGAGACAUGUCAAAAUUUGCAAGAACAAAACAGAGGCAUUUUACAGUGUCCAUUCUCUAUAAGGUUGAUAUUAAAAUAGUUUUCUCAAAACACAAGUUACACGUUUUUUUUUAUUAUUAUAAAAAAUACACUCAAACAUAAACUCACAAGAAUUUAAUCAUAUUUUAAGUUUUUUAAAAAAAAAUGAAAGAAAAA